Messenger RNA from Porites lobata, 2003 nucleotides. The record is from the annotation of a GenBank genome assembly. Lineage: Eukaryota; Metazoa; Cnidaria; Anthozoa; Scleractinia; Poritidae.
AUUGAUCAAUAUAACUUCUUAACUUUCACCAUUGUUCUUUCCAGGGGUUACCAACAUGCUCGUCUCAUAAGACGUCAACAAAACCUUGAACGGACCGGGUCAGAUCAAUCCCUGUAACUUACUGGAUAACGAAAGAUAAGGGAUAGUGCCUCUGGGAAUGAUCUGAUCCGGUUCUGCGGUCCAGGUUUUGCCUACAGCCUUUCUCGUGGCUUCGCCGCUUGUGCCUCCACGAGGAGACCUGCCGACAGCCUGGCUUAAAGCCAGCCUUGACCUCUAGCUGGAGCAAUCUCACCAUAAGUAAGUUCGUCGUUUGACAAUCGGUAAACGAGCCUAUCAUAGCCAUGCCAUGAUAGCCUGUUCAAAGUCCGUCGAGCGCGGGUGAUAAAAUAUAAGCCGCAGGGGAUUAUAUUUGAAAUGAACGAAAAGAACAAUAAAACAACGUCUGUGUACAGGCUAUGCCAUGAUGCAUAAUGUAUCUUUUAAGAUACUCACAUCUUCGUGGUCUGGUUUUUUACCUGUAGCUGUUGGACUAUGAAGCAAAAGCCGCUGACCAAGUUCCACUGUUCAUGCGCAUGAAUAAAGAUGACCUAGCGCUCGAGAAGGCCAUUAUGAGUGGAGACACGGAUCUGGGUGAGUUAUAAGUGGUUACCACUGCGGAGAACUACAGCUAACUUUGAGUAUAGUGGAGGGAACAAUUUUUGAAGCGCGUUUUUGUUUCGUCGUAGUCGCAAGAGCCGACUUAUAGAAAGAUCUAUCGUAAUGUUGAAAUUGUACCAAAGGUUCCAAAAAUUUAGAAUAAACUCUUUCUCAGCUUAAAAGUUGGCGUUACACCAGCGGCGUUACAAGCUGAGACAGAGUUUCAAACCUUAAAACAUUUUUGAGAUUGUUUUGUUGCUCAUUAUUUGGAUCUUCCCUCGCCGUUGACACAAUUUCAAGUAUAUUUCAACCAUCUUGAUCCUUACAUGCUCUCCUCCAAAGGUAACAGCUUUCUCUGGUCAGGUGAUCAAAAUUGAUGGAUCCGAACCACCGUCAUCCAAAACCCGCCUACUUGAUUUUCUCCUGUAUCUAGAUGACAUUUCAUUUGUAUUGUCUUUUUUUUCUUUCUAGUGUAUAUGGUUGUUAUGCAUUUGAAGGAUAAUCUAACUCUUGGUGAGUUCUUGAUGGCCAUACGUUACCAUCCUGUGGCACUCAGCCUCUACAUCAAGGUAAGUCUAUGAAAAAAAGUUGUGUAAAUGAGUGCGUAUUUGUUCAAGGCUUCAACCAAGAGAAAAUCCACCAUUAUUUGCCAGGAGACAUUUUUUCCUUUAUCUGUUCAUUCUUUAAGGUCAUAAAAAUGACGUUAAAUGUUUAAAACUUAAGUGGAGGGGUGAGAGGUUUUACGGUAAAGUUUGGAGCAUUUUUAAUCUCAUUUCUUUGAAAUGUCGGAGUCGCGGCAGUGAAAAAUGGCUACGUUUCUAUUUGUUUUUUUCAUGGUCUCGGAGAAUCGCACUCAAGAAACAGAGAAGAGAAGAACCUUCAGUUCUGUUUCUCUUCUCUGUACUGUCAUAAGCAAAAGUUGUCGACCAAUCGGGGCACGUAAAUCACUCGUUUAUCGUAAAUCAUUAGACUGUGUGGCAGGCGUCUUAAGAGGUAUUAGAAAAAGUGAAAAAGGGAGGGGUAAAGGGAAGAGAAAAAAGGAGACCUUUUUUCAUUUCUGCUUCUUUCCCCUUCACUCCCCUCCCCCUCUUCUCUCGUUUUUGCACCUGUUACGCAAACUGCCGCGCAGGUUAUUGUGAAACCUAUAUAUUCACUUUGGCAUGACUGUGAUUUGUCUGCAGUACUGCAAGGAUCAGGAUCGCCGUACACUUGUGGACCUGUUCUACCAGGAUGACCAGUUUAUGAACAGUGGUAAUGCCUUUGUGCAGGACAGCUACAGUGAGAAGGUAUCACAUAAAGUAGCUUGCAUGCUAUCUUGCUUAGGAGGGGAUCUGGUCGAAUGUUGUUUUAUUAUUUUAUUUCUUUAA